UUUUUUCCUUGGGAAGAAAAACUAUAUUUCCCAAUAUUCCUUUUGCAGAGGUAUAGCGACCAAUCGGGGGAACGUUAUUUUGGCGCUGAGUGGGGAGACAGGCCCUGAAAGCAGGGGGCUUUUGUUACAGCUACAGGGAGGGAGGGAGACAGUUAUAUAGAAAUACAUAGGAACCCGAUUUAUUCGAAACCCGUUCCAACAUCCCGCAAAAUACGAGGCCCUCUCUCAGAUCAACCAUGGGAACUGAGACUUAACUAUUGCCCCCGCUUUUUUAUUAUUAUAAUUUUUUUAAUCAGUACAUUGAAUUAAUAGGCGAGGAUACCUUUACUUUAUAACUUCAAGCUUUUGUUGUAUCUGAUUUUUUUGCAAAAUAUAUUGCAGCAGGAAGCUGAAUAUUGGGUGUAUUUGUUUAUAAUGGAACACAUUGAAGGCCCUGUAAGAGAAAGGGAAAGUUAAGGAUGCUGGAGCAGAACAAUGGAUUUCUCCUUCUCUUUCAUGCAAGGGAUCAUGGGAAACACAAUCCAGCAGCCACCCCAGCUCAUUGACUCGGCCAACAUCCGGCAGGAGGAGGUUUAUCACAGCAGCGGCGAUGCAGGAGGCGAUGAGGGCCCCUCCACCUACGAUUCAGCCCUGGAGUCAGGCUUUUGCUACCCUGCAGAUGACUUGCCGGUGAUGGCCAAUGGCUAUCCAGCGGGCUUCUAUGAGCCCCAGGCCAAGUACUCCAUGUAUGCACCGUUCCCCAACGGCUCUGCCAACGGAUAUGGUGCCGUACGUGGUUAUGGGGACCACUGCCCUCUGCCAGGGGGAGAGGGGACAGUGAUGAGGCCACCUGUCAUGCAGGAGAAGCCCCUGGCACCUACCUCACUGCCCCCUCACCAUCACCACUUCCUUCCCCACCAUCAAGCCCAUCCUCAGACCCCGCCUCCUCUGCCCCCCCACCAUCAUCACCCUCUGGCCCCGCCCCACCUCGCCCCUCCUAUUCUGCCCCCUCCCCCACCUCUACUCCUCCCCACCUCCCCACCGGUGCAGCCGCUGCUCCCUUCAUCAGGGGUGGUGGACGGAGCACUGCCUCCACGCCCCCCGGCCCCUCCUUCUCAACCCGUCCCGAAAAAGACAGGCUCCCCUGAGAUUAAGCUGAGAAUCACCAAGACUUACCAGAACGGGCGGGAGCUGUUUGAGUCCUCGCUCUGUGGUGACCUGCUGCAUGAGCUCCAAGCCGGGGAGGCGUCCCACCCCCGGCACGAGCGAAAAAAGGAGCGGAGGAAAAGGAGCAGCCAGGAUGCCCAGCAGGAGCCCAGGCCGGAGGUGCUGGUGGAAACAGGCCCUGAACCGGGUCCACUGUGCCAACUGCCCGAACCUGCACCAGAGAUGCUAUCUGGGGGUCUCAAGACCCCCAAGGAGGAGCCCAAGGAGCAGAGCAUUCAAAAGCACCCCUCCCCUGCCACCUCAGCCCCUGACUCUUGUACAGACCAUGACGUGGGUGACUUGGUGUGGGCCAAGGUGGGGACAUACCCCUGGUGGCCCUGCAUGGUGUCGCGUGACCCCCAGCUGAACGUCCGUACCCGGAUGAACACCAGAGGUCAUCGAGAGUAUCACGUGCAGUUCUUUGGAAGUGUCCCGGAGAGGGCUUGGAUCCACGAGAAGAGGGUGGUGCCGUACCUGAGUCAACAUCAGUUUGAAGACCUACAGGCAGAGACUCUGCGCAAGACAUCCAACCCUGCUGAAAGACACAAGCUUCUGAAGCCCCAGUCUCAGCGCGAGCGCUCCCAGUGGGAGGUGGGCGUCAGCCACGCGGAGGACGCCCUGCCAAUGAGCCGGGAGGAACGCAUAGAAACCUACACCUUCAUUUAUGUGGACGAGGAGCCAGCCAGGCCCAAGGUGGCCGGCAGGCCCAAGGUGGCCGCCAGGCCGGUACUGAGGGCCCAGCGCUCUAGGAGCAGCACGUCCGGGGGCAGGGAUGAUAAAGCGGAGGCAGCCGAGCCUGCGCCGGAGCGUCCCCCCCCGCGCCGGCAGCAGCCUCCGAGGCGGUGCAGCUCAGCUAGGGAGGAUCCACAGGACGUGCAGGGGGAGCAGAGCCUCCUCGGGAGCCCAGAGAGGAGCCCAGAGGGACCCACGGAGCCUGAGGAGCCUGCGCCCCCAGUGAAGACAGCCUGGCGGACAGCCGCUGCACGCAAGCUGCUUCCACUCUCCAUCACCAUGAAGAAGCUUAACGUGGAGAUCACCAAGUGUGACUGGCCCCUUCCCCACAGAAAGAGCCCAUCACCUAAGGAGACGGAGAGUAAAGAGCAGCAGGACAGCCAGGCACUUGGCUCCCCCAGGGGUUCAGGUGGAAAAGCCGAAGUGAGCUGUAGGGUGCAGGAGAAGCUGGUGUCCUCUGUGGGGCGGAGAAGUGAGCAGGGUGCCCCCCAGCACUCCACCUCCACGGACGUCUUGCCUGGAACCCAGGCAGCACAGACAGGACCUCCGGAACGCAAGCAACAGCGACGGUACUCCAGGAGCCGCUCCGAGUCGGAGAAGGGCUCCGAGCCCGUACCAAAGAAGAAGGUGAAAAAGGAGCAGGCUGACUCCAUUCCCCAGACGGCUCUGAAGACUGCAUUGCAAAAAGGAGCCAGCGAGAUCUCCGACUCCUGCAAGCCGCUGAAGAAGCGCAGUCGGGCCUCAACGGACGUAGCGAUGAGCAGCUGCCGGUACCGCGACACCUCCGACUCGGAUUCCAGGGGUCACAAUGACCUACAGGUGGGGUUCGGCAAGCGCUCCGACAGCCCUGCGGUCACAGAUGCCGAUGGCUCAGACGCUCAGUCGGUGGACUCCAGCGCGUCCGUGAUGGGUGGAGGCACGUCUCGGAAGGACACCGUCUGCCAGAUCUGCGAAUCCUUCGGGGACGCCCUCUUGAGCUGUGUUGGGGACUGCAGCCAGUUCUUCCAUGCGGAGUGCGUGGGGCUGGCGAGUGCCCACAAGGGGAAAUUCACAUGUGCAGAGUGUAAGACGGGCACUCACCCCUGUUUCUCCUGCAAGGUGUCGGACGGAGACACAGUCCGCUGCUCAGCUAGUGGCUGCGGCCGCUUCUACCAUGAGGCGUGCGCCCGCAAGUACCCGGGCACCGUGGCCGAUCCCAAGGGCCUGCGCUGUCCCCAGCACACUUGUGCCACCUGCUGUCUGGAAAGAGACUUGCACAAGGCAACCAAAGGCCGGAUGCUGCGCUGCAUUCGCUGUCCCACUGCGUAUCACACUUCGGACGGCUGCAUCGCCGCCGGCAGCUCCGUCGUCACGCCACACGUCAUCAUCUGCAGUGAGCACUCCAGUGCGCGCAGGAAUGGCCAUGCCGUGUCUCCAGUGAACGUAGGCUGGUGUUUCGUCUGUGCCCGAGGAAUGUUAGUGCAGGACCAUACAGACAACAUGUUAAGUUCCUAUGCCUAUAAGUCACACUACCUUCUGACUGAAACAAAUCGUGCUGACUUGAUGAAAUUACCCAUGAUUCCUUCUUCUUCGUCAGCUACCAAAAAGAAUGUGGAGAAAGGGGGGAGGCUGCUGUGCUGCGAGGCUUGCCCCGCCUCCUUCCACCCCGAGUGCCUGAGCAUGGAGAUGCCUGAGGGGGCAUGGCUCUGUCCAGACUGCAGAUCUGGGAAGAAGCCUCACUACAAGCAGAUCGUUUGGGUCAAGCUAGGAAGCUACAGGUGGUGGCCAGCGGAAAUCUGCAACCCCCGCCAGGUCCCCUGUAACAUCCAGAGCCUGAAGCAUGACAUCGGAGACUUCCCCGUCUUCUUCUUUGGGUCCCAUGACUACUACUGGAUCAACCAAGGCCGGGUCUUCCCCUAUGUGGAGGGGGACAAGCAGUUUGCGGAAGGCCAGAUCAGCCUCAACAAGACCUUCAAGAAAGCACUUGAGGAGGCUGCCAGGAGGUUCCAGGAGCUCAAGGCACAGAGGGAGAAUAGGGAGGCGCUAGAGCAAGAGCGGAACUCCCGGAAGCCGCCACCCUACAAGUUCAUCAAGGCCAGUAAGCCAGUGGGGCAGGUGCAGGCACAGGGGACGGACCCGUCGGAGAUCCCACACUGCAACUGCAGACCGACGGACGAGAGCCCCUGCGGCCGGGACUCGCAGUGCCUCAACCGCAUGCUGCAGUGCGAGUGCCACCCGCAGGUGUGCCCCGCUGGCGACCGCUGCCACAACCAGCGCUUUUCUCGCCGCCUCUACCCCGAGAUGGAGGUCGUCAAGACCGAGGGCCAGGACUGGGGGCUGAAGACCAAGCAAGACCUGAAGAAGGGGGAUUUCGUGACUGAGUAUGUCGGAGAGGUGAUUGACUCGGAGGAAUGCGGGCAGCGAAUAAGAAACACUCACGACAACCAUGAGACCGACUUCCACAUGCUUACACUCACUAAGGACCGCAAGGUCGAUGCUGGACCCAAGGGAAACCUCUCCGCUUUUAUGAACCACAGCUGCCAACCCAACUGCGAGAUGCAGAAGUGGAUGGUGAAUGGGGACAUGCGGGUCGGCUUCUUUGCCAUGCGCGACAUCGAGGCAGGCACUGAGUUGACCUUUAACUACAACCUGGAGUGCCUGGGCGACGGGAGAAUAUCCUGCCACUGUGGUGCCGAGAGCUGCAGUGGCUUUCUAGGGAUGCAGCCGAAGAGUGCAGUAGUGGCCGAGAAGGAAGAAAAGGCCCGCAGCUCGAAGGCCAAGCCCAAGAAGCGUAAGGUGAAGCCUUGUGAGGGGAAGCUGGCCCACGAGCACGUCUGCUUCCUCUGUGGCGAAGCCGGGGAGCUUGUCACAUGUGACAGAAAGGAUUGCCCAAAAGCAUACCACCUCCGGUGUCUCAGCCUAACCAAGCCGCCGCAUGGACGCUGGGAGUGCCCAUGGCACCGGUGCAGUGUGUGCCAGAGCCCAGCCACGUCGUCCUGCCACUACUGCCCCAAUUCCUUCUGCCAGGAACAUGAGAGGGGUGCUCUUGUGCCCUCCGUGCCUGACAGCAGGCCCUGCUGCUCAAGACACAACCCAGAGAUGCCCCCCGCACAUGUGUCCCACCUCGACGAGAUCAAGGUCAAAGAGGAGCCCCUAGAGCCCGGUGAAGGCGCCCCCUACUGAUGUCCUGGAGUAAGAACAAGAGAGGGAUAAUCGGAGACCUAGUAGAUAAGGAGUGGGCCUAAACAGACAUCUCUGGUUAAACGGAAAUCAGGAGAUCCAGCACAAGUCUUUCAUUUCCCCAGCCUGCCACAUUUAUGAAUCAGUCAGCCAUGCGGUCCUCACUCAGCAUAAUAAAAGCUGAACCUUCUAGAACCACAAUAUUUAACCCACUUAUUGAUCUUUAUUUUUCUAUUAUUCAAUAGUGUGUACUCUAUAUCAGUGGUAAUUUCAAAUUGAAUUUAUUCAGUUUCAUGUGAAAAGUGCUUUUUCUGUGACAUUGUUACUAGGCUGCUGUUAUAUGACCUAUCGACUAACGCCCCUAUCUCCUCUUCUUCCCUUCCUUGUUCCCAUAAAGGUUCAUUAAUCUCUCCAAAAAUACUGGAUUAUGUACCUCAUAUAUAAAUAUAUAAAAUAUUUGUGCAAUUUUACCUGGACUGCAUCACAUUUCAGAGCAUUAUACCAAGAGCCCAUUGAAAUCCUCAUCGUAGGAAUCUUCAGAGUUGCUUAACAGAUGAGAAUUAAGCAGAUGAAACCCAUCUUUAUUUUGGGUCAGAUUUUUUAACAUAUAUUUAUUAAAUAUAUUUAUCUGUGUAUGUUUACAGCAACACUCUGUGAUUUAAAAAAAAAAAAUCCCAUUGAGGUGUGUGUGUGUGUGUGUGUGUUUGUGUGUGUGUGUGUGUGUGUGUGUGUGCGCUCACACGUGCGUCUUGUUUAAAAUUAUCUGUUGGUAUUCAGAUCCUGUAUUCUGAUGUUCAGUUUAUUGACAUCUUGAUAUGGUCCGGUAGCCUUGCCAAUUCUGAAUACUUCCUCCUGUUUGUGGAGUGUAUUAAUGUGUAGUAAUCGAUCAGUGAAUGUGAUCUCGGAAUGUCAGAAAAGUUUUUUUUUUUUUAUUAUUAUUAUUAUUUUUAGGAAACUUCAAGAGAAUAUCUUGGUAAAAAUGCAUUUGGCUCCCUGUUUUGGACAAAUUGUUUGUUUAUACUCCAAACUCUAGUUAAUGGCAAAUCUUGCGCAGAAUGGUGCAGAAUAAAGAUCAUUUGUAUUCUUCUAUAUUAUGAAUUUUAACGUCACAUUUUUAAGUCUAUACCAGGACGUCUAUACCAGGACGUCUAUACCAGGACGUCUAUACCAGGAAGUAUCCUUAUGAUAUAUUUGGUGCCAUUUUACAAUAAGACUACCCUUAUAAAGGGUUUAUGAUUGGUUUGUAAUCAGGUUAUUAAUUAGGUUGUAACACUUUGUAAAUCAUUCAUAGACAAUUAGAAGCAGUUAUAACGGUUUUCUGCUUAUUUCUUCAAUUAUACAUGCCAAAAGGGAGCCUUAUUGUAAUGUGGUACCAUAAAUUUUAAUAAUUAAAACAUAUUUCUCUGUAUCUGUUAUGAAACAGAUCUCAUCUUCACACUUCAGUAUAUUUGUUUGUUUUAAAAAAAAGUGCUUUGAAUGUCUGCUCUGUCCACCAUCUUAAUCCAGAUGAAUAAAUCUUAAUACUGCGCUUGUCAAUGACUGGUACAGUUCACACCAAAUACUGCUGAAACGUUCUGGACUGUUUUCGCUGAAAUGUUUCUAUUUCCAAAUUGUUUUAAUAGAGGCGGAUUUUAGAGCUUUUCCAUUUGUAUUUGUUGGGUUUUUUGUGACUUUUCUACUUUGCCUUUAAGCAUUUUUAUCAAUCUUGUGUUACAUGCAGCAAUAAUAUAACAUAUUAUACCAUUUCAUUAUUAUGGAUAUUUUAAAACAUUGUAAUUGUUCGAUCAGUGGAAUAUAUAUCAUGUAAAAAAAUGUCGCUCAGUGAUGUGAUCAUUUGCAUCCUUUCAUAGGUCUAUGUGACAUUUAUUGUGAUGAACAUUAGUAAGGACUUUUAUUUCAUAAAAUAUAGUGAAUCUGACCUAGAAUAUGAGUCUUGAUCACAUUGGGCUUUUAAAUGACAUCAGAUCCUUUUCCAACUAUGUAACCUGUCAUAGUAGCCAAAAUUACUUCACCUGUGUCGUGAAAAUACCGUAAUGAACUUUAAAUGGCAAGUCGCUGUUGUGGUGUGAAGUACUUUUUGAAGAUUUAUACUCAUGUAGUUACGCUGUACUUGCCAAAAAUCACAUUACAUGUUUAUACCUCAGUCUGUUUAUUUUCACCACCUCUUGUCUGACUUUGUCAUCAGGUACUGGUGACUGCAGUUAAUGUGUGACAUCAUACUCUUGUGUGUGAAAAGGGAGGUUGUCCACAAAAGCCGGUGCUUAGAGAAGUACACAAGGGAACUGAAUUGGUCAAAGCUGAUUUAAUUACAUUUUUAUCCCAAUACUUCCAGUUAGUAUCGGUUACUGUCCCGUUCUGCACGUCAAGUCACUUUAGUCACUGGAAGAAUCAGAAGCCUCUUCAGAAAUUCCUUGAAGUUUACUUGAAAUUUUUAUGCCCAUUGUCUAUAAGUGUUGUUUUUAUUUUUGAGUAAGAGCAUUGGAGUAUUGCAGUAUUGGAGUAUUGCAGUAUUGGUACUGGAUACUGUUGUUAUGGUUUUACAUUAAGAGCUGGAAGAGCUUUUCCAGAUCUCCAGCAGUGCAAACCCUAGCUUCUGCCCUGUCUGCUGAAAUCAUCUCCUUCCUCUUGGCUUCCUCAGCCUUCGUUCCCUCGCUUCCGUUCCAUUUACCUCGGUUUUCCAUCAAGCUUCUGCACUUCACUUGUAUGCUAGGGCUUUGUGUUCUGGACUUUUUCUCCUUUGCGUUGCUCAUUCCCAAGUGGCUCCAAAUACAGCUGAACAUGUUUCAGUGCAUCAUUGUCUCUAAAUUGCCCUGCGCCGCCCCGGCAGUGUUUGCGUGGAGAUCCCCAGUAUGGGCUCCAGGCUCACAGCAACCCUGUAAUAGUUAUAUGGUUAUGGCUGGAUGGAUGGAGGCGGGGAUGGUUUACACAUACCUCAGGAUUAACCCUUUCAGUUCCUUACAAGCAUUUUCCACCAUAUUAAUCCUGAACGAUUAACUCAUACUGUAGAAGAACAUCGUUUUCACAUGUGUCUUGACAUGUCUUAAUGAUGACAGGACAGUUAUCCUCAAACCACAAAAUAUAUUUUCCUUGAAUAUUUAUGUAUUAUGAUUAUAUACAGUACGUAUCGACCUCACCUCUGCUUUAAAAGGGAAUUAUAUCCUGGAUCAUUAUGAGCAUGUCAGUUUCAUUCAUUGUUGUAUAAAUUUCCAUGAUUGUUGACUCUUAUCACCAAACUAUACACUCAGAUGUAAUAAAACAAUCCAAAAUUAUAUUGUCUUAGACGGAAUAAAUAUCACCUUCAAGACACAUUGUAGUGUGGACCUUCCCUGGGCUGUAUGCUGGGGUUAUAUGUGUAUUGAUGUUGAAACUAAAAAAAAAUGAAACAAAGUUGUCUACAAUUAUUUGUUUUCCUGUUCAGCUUAUGUUACUGCUGAUGUAAAAGAGUUAUGCUUGUAGACUUGUACAUAAGAAAUAGAAGAUAAAUCAGUCAUUUUGAUGUAGUGUCUUUAGAAUGCCUGUAAUAUUUAGCUUAUUAACGUGUUUAGGGACGUAUAUUUUUUGUACGUAUAUUAACUGUCUUUUUUAAUUUCAGAUUAUGACCUCAAAACAUUUUCCUCUGUCAGAGUAUAUUCUGAAGGGUUUUUACGUGACAUUCCACAGAUCUGAUCAUUUUCAGAAUUUGCUUGAGGUUUGACUUCAAUAAAACAAUGCAUUAUGUUUAAAAAAAA
This is a messenger RNA of Brienomyrus brachyistius, 8804 nucleotides long. Its product is annotated as histone-lysine N-methyltransferase NSD3-like. Bases 475 to 5079 code for a protein of 1534 amino acids. Gene Ontology annotation, molecular function: protein binding; histone H3K36 methyltransferase activity. The transcript is spliced from 23 exons. Lineage: Eukaryota; Metazoa; Chordata; Actinopteri; Osteoglossiformes; Mormyridae. Gene Ontology annotation, cellular component: nucleus; chromatin. Gene Ontology annotation, biological process: regulation of DNA-templated transcription. The record is from RefSeq and is a predicted model, not a curated record.